AUGAGUUCCCAACUAUUGAAACUGACUCACGACGCCCUCAAAAUUUUAGGAAUUGGCCCAAAAAGUAACAAAAUUUACUCGUUCCUGUUACUCACAACUUUGACUCUUUUGGUCAUUCUGUCCAGCAUUGAUCGACCUUAUCUCAAAUCCUACACUUACAUCAAGCUCGUUGUGAGUGUUUUGAUGGACUUUAUUGCUUACUUCUUCAAUUUUUGGACGAUUUUGUUCAGUCGAAGCGAUUUUUUCCAACAGUUUGAGUGUGACAAUGAGCCGAAACUGCGCCACUAUUUAAUCUUUAUUUUUGUGAAUGUGUUUUUUUGGGUGAUUAUUUUAAUGUCGAAUUAUGCCUUCACUCGCAUCAUUCUAUUGAAAUCUGUGCUCGAAAUCGUGAUAAUUGACAUCGAAAUUUACAGCCAAUUUUUAUACGGUUUCAUGAUUUAUCUAAUUUUGGACACGAUCAAGUCAAAGUAUCGCCAAAUGCACCGACUUUUGGCCAAUUACAAGGUGAUAACGUCCGAUGAGUUUUUCUAUCUCGUUUCAAAAAUCGAAAGUUUGGCUUGUGAGUUAAAAAAUACAGUCGACGAUUUUAAUGACAUUUUCGGGAUUUCUUUCCUUUUAAUAAUAUCGUACUCGACUCUACAUUUCGUCAAUUACAUCGACGAUUUAUUUUUUUUCCGGUUCGAAAAAUCAAAAUUUGAGCCGUUUCUCAUCUCAAACAUUUCGCUAGUUUCGCUAAUUUUCCUCUUUAAUUGCACUUUAAUCAUUAUGUGUGAUUGUGUGCGUAGCGAAGCGUCAAAAGUCGUGAAAAAUGCACAAAAGUUGAGACAUAAAUUCGAUUUAAAAACCCUUGUUUUGAAUUUUCCCAAGUUUACAGCCGGCGGUUUUUUCCACGUGAAAAAGUCCACGAUUUUUAGUAUUUUGAACACAGUUAGUACCCUUCUAAUCGUUAUGGUCCAGUUCGAUAAAGAACGAUAAGCGUGAUACACUGACCCCUGACCGAAAAACACGAAUUUGUUUGCCAAUAAUUCAGUUCCGAUCAAAUAACUGUGAUGAUUUGUUUAAUUUUGUUGAUUGUGUUGUUCGUUUCUGGGGGUUUUACCCUUGAGUGUAAUACGAUAAACCACCGCCAAAAAUUCAAGCCUGAUAUUAUUUUGGCACAACAUUACUGUAAAAAUGUUCCGUCGAAUUUGGUCAUUGAUAGUUUGUAUUUCGUUGAAACAAAUUAUCCGCAAGAAGUGACUAUCGUUGAUUCGGAAAUACCAACAAUUUCCAAUUAUUCGUCGCUUCUUAACAUGAAAUAUGUGCGAAAGUUGGUUUUGAAAGGCUUGGGGAUUAGGAAUAUAAUCCCUGGUGCGUUUCGCAACAUGAACAAUUUGCAAGAAUUGGAUUUGAGUUUUAACCAGAUCAGGGAAUUGUCCGGUGAUGCGUUUCAGGGAUUAGAAAGGUUGGAGACGUUGCAUUUGGAGGGAAAUCAGUUAAGGGAUGAUUUGGAGGAGAAGAGAAAGUUUUUGCCCAAUUUGAAGAAUUUGUUCCUGAGUGAUAAUCCGAUCGGAGCGGCUGAAUAAUUAAUCAAGUAGUGAAAUAAAAAUAAACUGAAAACAAAACUAGUUUUUUUUCUAAAACCUAACAAAUGGUUUCAUUUUUAUAUUUGGCGGAUGCAUUGUUACAGAAACCUGUAAACGAGUCGUUCAAGUGUUGAGUCAGAGAUAAGCAUUUUUAUUGUGUGGCUUAAAAUAUUGAAUAAUUGCAAAUAAUUACUUAAUAUUCAUAAAUUAAAGUUAGUUGUAGCGUAUUUUAAUUAUGUUUUAGCUUUAAACUUGUGCAAAAUUGCUUAAAAGGUGACAAAUCUAUUUAUUUACAAAUUGACGAAUUAAUUUUGUCACAACUGGUAAGUUUUAUCUAAAUACACAAUAACCGACCCUCGUAUAUAAUUUCAAACCACCCUCGUAUACAAUGAUUUAGUGUUGGCGCGCUUGAUUUCCACUAAAUACGUCACGAAUGUUACCGUAAAAUACGAGGGCAGUUUUAAAUAUGAUUGAAACCCAGACUUUUAGGUGAAUAAGUGGCUUGCCGGACAAUUUUUCAAUUCUCAACUACACCGAGAGUGUCCACGUGUUAGACGGCGAUAGAAAUAUAAUUUAUUAAUUUAAUUUCGAUUAAAUUUAAUGGCGGGAAUGAUAAUUUUCGGGCCGCCCUCGUAUCAUGUAUGUUGGCAGACUUGGUUUCCACUAAACUGUCACUUGUCACCUGAUUAUUGAUUUUUCAAUACCGGGGCAGACCUAAAGGUCAUUGAAAUUCAGGAUUUGGGGUGAAAAGGCGGUUUCUGGAACAUUUUUUAUAUUGUCAACCCCUUUGUUACACGCAGUGUAAUCACGUGUGAGUGGGCUGUGUGAAAAAAUAUAAUUUUUAAUUUUUAAAAUGGUUAAAAUUGGGUGGCGGGCGGAACACUUUUUGGGGUGCCCUCGUAUACGGUGCAAAUUUAUCGGGCCUACGUCAGCAGGGUACGUCAGCGGUUGCAUGACAGCGGCAGUUUUCGGGCGGCGGUCGAAGCGGUCGGACGUGUGUGUGUCGUGCGUGCAUUUUGUUCGUUAAAUUGUUAAAUAAAUUGUUAAACGCGAAUUAAUCGAAGUGAUGCUGUGCUGUGCUGUGCUGUGCUGUGCUGUGAAGUGAAAUUUUGGAGAAAAUCGCACAACACGGGACCGUUUAACCGCAAAAAUUUUUAUCACAUGUUUUGAAGCAAGGGUCGUACUGUUGCUCGCCCAACACGAAUAAACAGUCGUCAAAUGUGCUAACCAUUGCAAUUUCCGCUUGGAGUUACGAAUUUUGAAAGCUCAAAAGCUGGUGUCUGUGUUGGAUUGCUUUAUGGACUGGUUGCGGCCGGCCUGCGGGAUCCGGAGGACUUCAAAGACGUUCUUCGUCUGGAUCUUCAAAAAUUAUUUUUUUUUAACUGGCAAUAAUUAUUAUUGAACAUUGUUAUAUAUUUGUGUGAUUGUUUAUGUUUUAUGAAUAAACGCUAGAGAAAUG
This is a messenger RNA of Tribolium castaneum (red flour beetle), 3024 nucleotides long. It is a transcript of the gene Gr88, whose product is annotated as gustatory receptor. The transcript has 4 exons. Lineage: Eukaryota; Metazoa; Arthropoda; Insecta; Coleoptera; Tenebrionidae. Bases 1 to 975 code for a protein of 324 amino acids. Gene Ontology annotation, biological process: sensory perception of taste; chemosensory behavior; male courtship behavior. Gene Ontology annotation, cellular component: axon; membrane; dendrite. The record is from RefSeq and is a predicted model, not a curated record.